UCCUUCGACUUCAAAACCCUUGAAAACCCCCUUCAUAUCUUCCUAGACUCAGAAAGUGCUACAAGGAGAAGGUAUGGUGGAGGCUUCACCCACCGGUUGUAGUUCGACGGAACUUUCGCCUGAGGAAGAACUGCAGAUGAUAACUGCCAUUUCAAUGGCAACCGAACCUCAAACCAAAGUAGGCGAUACAUUUUGUUUAAUUAGUCGAAGAUGGUGGCAAAAUUGGCUUGAUUUUGUUACCCAUAACAAGACAGUUAGUGCAAAUGAGGGUUCAUCUUCAGAGCAUCAAGAUUUAGGCAGUUCUAGUACUCCCAAGAGGCCAUCAAGCAUCGACAAUUCUGAUUUGAUCUAUGAAGCAGCAUCUGAGAAUCCAACCAUGGGUAUUGAGCUCCAUGAUACACUAGUAGAACACACUGAUUACAUAUUGGUCCCAGAAGUAACUUGGAAUCAAUUAUGUGCAUGGUAUGGAGGAGGGCCUAAAUUGGCACGAAAGGUGAUAAGUUCUGGUCAAUCGCAAACAGAAUUAUCUGUAGAAGUAUAUCCUCUACGCCUUCGACUACAUCUGAUGCCAAAAGGUGACCAGUGUGCCAUAAGAAUAAGCAAGAAGGAAACAAUCCGGGACCUACACAAAAAGGCUUGCGAGAUAUUUGUACUUAAUUUGGAGCAAGUAAGCAUUUGGGACUACUACAGCCAUAGGAAACAUGCUUUGAUGAAUGACCUGGAUAAAUCGCUUGAUGACGCCAACAUACAGAUGGAUCAGGAUAUCUUGGUGGAAGUCAUUGAUAAUGGUGGUGGUUGUACAAGUGAUGCCCAGGAGAAUGGGUUUGCUAAGAACGAGUCAUCGGUACUUGUAGAACCUUCUAAGACGAAUUAUUCGAUUGCAGGAGGAUUCUCUGCAAGCAAGGGUAUACCGAAGAACUGCAAUUCAGAGUUGUCACAAUUUCAAAACUUGUCUUCUGCAAUUAGAGAAUCGGAAGAUAAGACACCCGUGUCUGUUGGGGUUAGUACAAGGGGAUCUUCUGGUGGUCUAACUGGAUUGCUAAAUUUUGGGAACACUUGCUUUAUGAACAGUGCUAUACAGUGCCUCGUUCAUACACCUGAAUUUGCUAGAUAUUUCAGAGAGGAUUAUCAUCAAGAGAUCAACUGGCAUAACCCUCUAGGGAUGGUGGGUGAGCUAGCUCUAGCUUUUGGUGAGGUACUUAGGAAGCUGUGGGCACCAGGUCGGACGCCAUUUGCUCCUCGGCAAUUUAAAGCAAAGCUUGCUCGCUUUGCACCACAAUUUAGUGGAUACAAUCAGCAUGAUUCUCAGGAGCUUCUGGCAUUUUUGCUUGAUGGACUUCAUGAAGAUCUGAACCGUGUCAAACACAAACCUUACAUCAAGUCCAGAGAUGCUGAUGGCCGACCUGAUGAAGAAGUUGCUGAUGAGUACUGGGCAAAUCACAUUGCUCGUAAUGAUUCAAUAAUUGUGGAUGUCUGCCAAGGCCAGUAUAAAUCAACUUUGGUCUGUCCAGUAUGUGAGAAGGUGUCUGUUACAUUUGAUCCAUUCAUGUAUCUCUCCUUGCCACUUCAAUCAACUACUACUCGCACAAUGACAGUGACAGUUUUUAGUUGUGAUGGAAGUGCCCUGCCUGCUACUUGCACGGUAAUUGUACCAAAACAGGGACGUUGCAAGGACUUGAUUCAAGCACUUAGCAAUGCUUGUGCAUUAAAGCACAAUGAAAAAGUUUUUCUAGUGGAGAUACGGAACCACUUGAUUCACCGGUUUCUGGAAGAUCCUCUCAUGUCAUUAUUUUCCAUAAAAGAUGAUGACCACCUUAGUGCUUACAAGAUCCCAAAGUCUAUGAAAAACACUAAAUUUCUCCAGUUGAUACACCGCCGGGAAGAGCUGGAAACUGGUAAUGCUCGGGGCACAACAGGAUGGAAGGCUUAUGGAACCCCCCUUGUUUUUCCAGUUUCUUGUGAUGCAACUAUUACAAGAGGUGAUAUACAGUUGAUAGUUCACACAAUGCUCUCCCCCAUGCUAAGAGCCGAGCCAGUACAUUCUGAUAUCUCGGAUGCUGACCCAUCUUCAGUAGCAUCAGACCUAACUUCUGUCAAGAAGGCAAGUAUCAUUGAUGGAAAGGAGAAUGAUGAUUCAAAAACACCAUCACUGAAACUUCCACUAAAGUUGGUUGAUGGAAACAAUGCAUGUAUUGAUCUUUCGGUUGGAGAAGAGAGAACUGUAAGGUUGCCCUCAACUUCCAUGUCAGUACUGCUUUUCAUUGAUUGGUCGCCAAAGCUUUUGAAAAGAUAUGACACACAUUACCUAGAAAAGUUGCCAGAAGUUUUCAAAUAUGGACCUGCUAAGAAAACUCGGACGGAACCUUUGUCUUUGUACACAUGCUUAGAAGCCUUCUUACGUGAGGAGCCAUUGGUACCUGAAGACAUGUGGUACUGCCCGCAAUGCAAAGAGCGAAGGCAAGCGAGUAAGAAGUUAGAUCUUUGGAGGCUACCUGAAGUGCUUGUGAUCCAUUUAAAAAGGUUCUCGUAUAGCAGAUCAAUGAAACAUAAGCUAGAAACAUUUGUCAAUUUCCCUAUUCAUGAUUUCGACUUGACAAAUUAUAUUGCUAACAAAAACAACUCCGGUCGUCAAGUAUAUGAACUUUAUGCCUUAACCAAUCACUUUGGCAGCAUGGGAAGUGGGCACUAUACCGCACAUAUUAAGCUUAUUGAUGAAAACCGAUGGUACAACUUUGACGACAGCCACAUAUCACCUGUGAACGAAGAUGAUGUGAAGUCAAAUGCUGCUUAUGUGCUAUUUUACAGGAGGGUGAAAGCAGAGGAAAAUGGACCUGGAUGUUGUGCAGGUGGUAACUCAUCUUUGCACAAGUGACCACCUCAAACACAUUCAUAUACAUUGUUUGCUAACAAUAAGACAUAUGUGCACAAAAUACUCGGCGUUUCUGGGGUCCCUAAUGAAAUUAAAAAAAAUGUCUUAUUAACUUUUGGUCUCUUUGUCCUGUUGCUUAAUUCCUCCCUCAUAAAGUAGAGUAUUCAUUAGACUUGUUUCUUCCAAUCCUCAUAAAGCCAAAUGGAAUUUUGGUGCAUUUCCCUUGGGUGGCAAUUAUUGAAAAUGUUACCAAUAAGCCCUCCACAAAGUAUAUUUUAUAGGAUAGGAGUAGAGGGGGUUGUCUAUGUCUAUUAUUGUAUCUAUAUGUGUGACAUGUUUUCUGUUUGCUA
Molecule: messenger RNA, 3219 nt
Organism: Cynara cardunculus var. scolymus (artichoke)
Lineage: Eukaryota; Viridiplantae; Streptophyta; Magnoliopsida; Asterales; Asteraceae
Product: ubiquitin carboxyl-terminal hydrolase 5-like
Exons: 13
Coding region: 74-2872 (932 amino acids)
Biological process (GO): protein deubiquitination
Molecular function (GO): cysteine-type deubiquitinase activity
Source: RefSeq, a predicted model, not a curated record